UGUAGGCAUGUGGUGACGUUUCAGAUAGGAUCAAACUGAUCCUUACACACAGGCAAGAGAAGAAAACCAGCUGUACCGCUUGGGCCGUAUAGAAAAAAUCGUGAAUAGCACCACUUUUGUGAGCAUUUCUGGGAUUUGGUGUAACACACAAGCUGGGAUGCCGUAUGGCACAUGACAAUUUGUUAAAAAAUAAAAAUAAAAAAGACAACAAAACGCUUGAGCUGCAAAUUUAUGAAAAGAGCAACGGUGCAGUAAUGUCAGAGCAUCUGUUGAACACACUGUGACCAUCACCUCGUCGCAUACCCUGUAACUGCUGAAAAUGACCUUGAGAGUCCUGAUCUCCCUGUGUAUCAUCCUUCCUCUGUUCAUGACAGUCUGUGUCUCCAGUCAUACAGAGCUUCAAGGAGUCCUCAUUGUGGGAGCGGAAGUGGUGGACAACGUUGAAAAGUGUACAGGAGCCUGUAAUGAAACAAGGGAAACUGGUAACAGAACAUGCAACUGGCCAGUGUUUGAUAAUGCAACAAGCCAGUGCAUCUAUUUAAACUGUUCCAGUCUAUCCCUAUGUUACACUCUAACUGCUAAAGAUGUAAGCUCAGCUAUACUGCCAACCAAAGUGCCAGCAGUGUUGGUAACAACAGUACCCACUGUCACAGUUACAACAAACUCCACUUCUACUAUAUCCUCACCCACCAAUUCCACAGCAACCACCACAAGAAGCCAGACAUCCCUAAGAAAUGGAUCGUCCCAAACAAACUCCAUCAGCCUCAACACCACAGAAUCUAGAAAUGAAAUGGGCCAUUCAUCUCCACCACCCCAGAACGCAACUACAACAAUAUACACUGAACCUUCUGCAGCCAGCCCUACCUCGCAGAACCCACCUGCCACUACUAAUGCAGUACCAAGCACAACCCCAAACACAACCCUAAACGAGACACCAGUGGAAACCACGUUAUCAACAGGCAUGCCGUCCCCUGCAACCCACACAACCCUCUCUGUGAUCCCUGCAUCUACACCACCAGUGCAGCAGGAAAGUAAAUCGGCUCCUCUGCCUGAGGUAGAUGCAACCGUUGCAAGUGAAGCCACCAGUAAUGUAAUUCCAACCACUGCUGCUGAAGCAACUACACAGCAGGCAGCCCAGACCAUACAGGAAUAUACUUCUGCACCCAACAAGAAGCCACCACCACCUUCAACAGUGGUCCUGAACCCACCAACAACUACAGAGCGUGCAGCAACCACAACUCUGCUAAGAGUCAUGUCAAAAACCCCCCCAGAUAAAACCACUGUGGCAGAUAGCAGUGUUUUGAUUGCCGUGGGGCCUCUCACAAUGCAGCUGGUGGAUACCAGCUCGCUCUUAGCUGUGUUUUUCUUUGGACUGUUGUUUUUCCUGCUUACCAUCAUAUUGUUUGUCUCCCUAGCCUACGAGAGCUAUAAGAAGAAGGACUAUACACAGGUGGACUAUUUAAUCAAUGGAAUGUAUGCAGAUUCUGGAGUGUGAUGGUGUUGGGUACUGAAAUUCUUUUUGAUUUUUUUUUUUCACUUGUUGAAAGGUUUUUGAAAGGUUUUUUUGUUCUGUUUUUCCUUCAUCAGUGCUUCCAGACUACCUGUUGACUCGGCAAAGCAGUUGAUAAUUGCCUUUUGGAUUUUUCAUGUAUUUAUUGUGCCAAUCUGCUCUCUUGCUGACAAAGCCAUAGGAAUGUGUUUUAUCUUUCUUUUGUUUUUGACAUUCCGUUUGUUGAAGUGGAUGUUGUACGCUAACCUAUGCACAGAGCAUCCUUAUAAAUAUGUUUGCUUAAAGCCAUUUUGAAGAAAAGAGGAUGACACUGAGCAAUUUAGUGCAUUCCUUGAACAGUGAACCAGUGUUUAAGGGUGUUUUAUUAACGCCACAGAUUCUUUGCAAUUUAAUAGAAACCUCAAGCAGGGAAUAAUUCAGAUUUGAAUACCUAUAUUGUGCCAACUAACAUCUGUUUAAUUUCUGUACUGGGUUUUGCAAUAAAACAAAAGUAGAAUAAUA
This is a messenger RNA of Polyodon spathula (Mississippi paddlefish), 2011 nucleotides long. RefSeq lists its product as uncharacterized. Bases 320 to 1495 code for a protein of 391 amino acids. NCBI's taxonomy places the organism in Eukaryota, Metazoa, Chordata, Actinopteri, Acipenseriformes, Polyodontidae. The transcript has 4 exons. The record is from RefSeq and is a predicted model, not a curated record.